GAUAUUGUUACCAGGAAGUGGGUCGAGUUAUUUAUAUUUCAACACUUGUCCUCACACCGGUGAGAGAACCGGUGGUAGAAACCUGACACUAAAUAUUCAAAGCUUGUCUGGUUCUGGUUGAGUCAAUCUGAUGUAAAACAAUUGGCGUUGCAUUUAGAAACGGCAAGAAUCAAUAGAAAAUAUCUGUAAGUAGAAAUAAUGUAAAGAUGGCACCGGAGGGUAAAGUCACCCUGUGAGGCAUUUCGCUCUGGCAGAGGAAUUUGGGAUGAAGCUCCAUGAGAAGAUUCUGACCCAUUACUUAUCAUGUACCUCUCCAGUAGAUAAAGAGGGAUAUCUCUACAAAAAGAAAGAACGAAACGCCACUUACCAGCGCAGGUGGUUUGUCCUGAAGGCAAACCUACUUUUUUACCAAGAGCGUCCAGCUGACCGCCACCUGCUGGGAGUCAUCGUGCUGGAGGGGUGUGAAGUUCGUUAUUCAGAGUCUGAUGGAGAGUUUGCCUUCUCGCUGGUGUUUGGGCCUGGAUUCAAGACCUACAGAUUAGCAGCAGGGGAUCGCCAGACUCAAGAGAGCUGGGUGAAAGCAUUGCUCUCAGCCAGCCACUGUCACCUCUCUCUGCUGGUGAGAGACCUAGGGAGGCAAUAUGAAGAAGCUAAACAGCAACAUGGCUCUAGUGAGUCCCGCUCCCCAGUCAGUUCCCUGAAUCCAUCCACAAGCAGCCUCUUAUUCACUGCACAUAUACCAUCAGCCCUGGUCAGGGAAUCAAGAAGCUUCAGCGCCAGCUCUGUUUUACAAGCAUCCUCAAUACCAACUAAAGUGGUUACUAAAAAAUCUCCCAAACUGUGGCCUAGAAGAAAUGCUUACGUCACACCACUUAAUGGACCGGCACCUUUGUAUGGUGAAUGGCCUUUGGUAGGGUCUGAUCCACUGGAAGAGUUCAGCAAACUUCAUGAUUAUUAUGGCCAGGAAGUGAAGAAAGCAAGAGAAGAGUGGCUGAAAAGUCAUCACACACAAGUCGACCACAGUGAUGAAGAUCUCAUCGACCUGGGCUAAAAAAAAAUAUUUAAAAAGAGGAACUGUGAUGAAUUAAUCAUGUGUGUCAAACAAGAACUGAAUCUGAAGUAUUUUGAGUUAUUAUAUUUCCGGAUUCAGAGCUUGAGGCCCAGACAGCUGUAUAUGUGCUAAACCUUUUCUUUUUUUCAUAUAUCUAUAUAUAUAUAUAUAUAUAUCUAGCUUAGACGUUUUCUAUGUUAGACUUAUUUCACAGUAAGGUUGAAUUUCUAAAUUUGGGUGAGACAAUAUGUUCUUUAGCUGAUUAAACUGAUUUUUACAUAUUUACAUCUUUUGGAUAUUCAGCCGAGUAUAAAUGAGCAUUUUCAUUGUAUUUUAAGUUGUUCUUGCAUAUGCAGGUUAAUACAUCAGUUAUUCAUCUGCUCCAUGAGGAAGCCAUGACAGUGUGACCCAAAGUACUACUAGUAGUAGUAGUAGUUUUUAAGUACUUGUUUCAAGAGUUUUGAUACAGUACUAAGCAAAGAGUAAUAUAUAGAGUACUUUUCGGUGCAAGAAACUAAUAAAACUA
Melanotaenia boesemani (Boeseman's rainbowfish) is the source of this 1577-nucleotide messenger RNA. It is a transcript of the gene pheta2, whose product is annotated as PH domain containing endocytic trafficking adaptor 2. The record is from RefSeq and is a predicted model, not a curated record. The transcript is spliced from 4 exons. Gene Ontology annotation, biological process: endosome organization; retrograde transport, endosome to Golgi; receptor recycling. The coding region runs from base 266 to 1051 and encodes 261 amino acids. Gene Ontology annotation, cellular component: early endosome; trans-Golgi network; recycling endosome. NCBI's taxonomy places the organism in Eukaryota, Metazoa, Chordata, Actinopteri, Atheriniformes, Melanotaeniidae.